Molecule: messenger RNA, 2361 nt
Organism: Thecamonas trahens ATCC 50062
Lineage: Eukaryota; Apusomonadida; Apusomonadidae
Product: LETM1 and EF-hand domain-containing protein 1
Exons: 2
Coding region: 1-2361 (786 amino acids)
Biological process (GO): intracellular monoatomic cation homeostasis
Cellular component (GO): mitochondrial inner membrane
Molecular function (GO): calcium ion binding; ribosome binding
Source: RefSeq, a predicted model, not a curated record
AUGAUCAUCCGGGCAGUCCGGGCUGUCCGUGCGGGGUCAGCGAGUGGAGGCGGCGGAGCGGCUCGGUCGCAGUUGAGCGAGAGUGCCGCCGGUAGCGGUGCUGCUGCGAGGCAUGCUCUCCAUGGUGCUGUGGCCAACUCGCUCCACACCGUGAGCUGCUCUGGUGGUGCCGCAAGGCUGUUCUCGGCCCGGGCUGCCUCCCGAGCCUUGGUGCCUUCGGCGCCGGCUCCGUCCCUCGCCUCAGUCUCGGCCCCAGGCAGCGGGCGGACGCUGGCGCUACUCGGCCGGCAGUCUGGGUGGGCAUGGGGCGCGCCGCCGCCGCCGGGCCUCGCGCGGAUGCUGCUGCAGGCCGGCGGGGGCCGGUCCGUGGCCGGCGGGGCGCUGCGGGCGUUGAGCACGGCGCGGCCGGUGUGGGCAGACAACGAGGACGAGGGCAAGAAGAGCGGAAAGAUAAGCAAGAAGGAGACCGAGGCCGAGGCUGCCGAGGCGCAGUCGCGACUGGCUAAGAUGUGGGUGGCGACCAAGAAGAUGGCCCACCACCACUGGACCGGGUUCAAGAUGCUGGGCACAGAGACCCGCAUUGCGUCCAAGUACUUGAUCAAGCUGGUCCGCGGGAACCAGCUGACGCGGCGCGAGCGGCGGCAGCUGCGACGGACAGCGGCAGACCUGUUCCGAGUCAUUCCACUGGCCAUGUUCCUGGUCGUUCCGUUCCUCGAGCUCCUCCUCCCGGUCGCGCUGUACAUUUUCCCCAACAUGCUGCCGUCGACGUUUGAGGACGAGGCCAAGGUGAAGGAGAAGCGCCGCAAGGAGCUCAAGAUCCGGCUGGAGAUGGCCAAGUUCCUCAAGGAGAUCCUGCACGAGGUGGCUGACGAGACCAAGCUCAAGUCCGGCGAGGCGCGCGCCGAGGAGCUGACCUCGUUCAUGGGCAAGGUGCAAGCCGGCGAGCCUGUCGACAACGAGUCGAUCCUGCGGAUGGCGAACUUGUUUGGCGACAAGCUGACUCUGAGCACGCUGACCCGGCCGCAGCUGCAGAACAUGUGCAAGUACAUGGGCAUUUCGCCGUACGGCACAACCGGGUACCUGCGGUUCCAGCUCGAGAACCGGUUCGAGACCAUCAAGCAGGACGAUCUAAUGAUCAUGGACGAGGGCGUCGACUCGCUCUCGGAUGAGGAGCUGGUCCAGGCCGCCAUCUCGCGUGGCAUGCGCGGCGUCGGAGUCGACCUCGACAAGCUUCGCGCCCAGAUCUCCGAGUGGCUCUAUCUGCACAUCGAGGAGCAGGUGCCGGCGGCCAUGCUGGUCCUCUCACGCGCGCUGCUCAUCUCCGAAAAGGUGGCGCCGGCCGUCCGCCUCCAGGACACCAUCCUGGCCUUCCCCGAGGAGAUCAUCGACGAGAUUCGGGCCGAGGAGGUCGACACCGAGGAUGACGACGAUACCGCGGCUGAGAAGCUGCGCCUACUCAAGAUCGAGGAGGAGGCCAUCGCCCGCGAAGCAGCCAAGGCCAAGGAGCUCAAGGACAAGGAGGACGCCGCCAAGCAGGCUGCGCGCCAGGCCGAGGAGGACGCCGCUGUCAAGACUGCUAUCCAGGAGGACACCAUCCGCACCAAGUCGCUCGCAGAUGCCACCAUGGCCGCGACAGCCGCCGCAACGGUGGCUUCCGCCACCGCCACAGUCAUCGCCGCCGAGGCCAAGCGGGCAGCUGCAGCACGUGGCGAGGACGUCGGUGACGACGACGCCGCCGCCCGUCCGGGCGCUGAGCCGCUGGAGCGCAUGCACGAUGUCGUCACCGCUCUCUCGUCCGAGGAGCUGCAGCAGCUCGAGGAGGCCGUCGUCACCCUUGCCUCCGACUCGGCCCUCGAGAAGGAGAAGGAGGCGCUCGAGGCGCUCAAGGCGUCCGAAGAGAAGGACGCCGCUGCCGCCGAGGCCGAAGCACAGUCGGCCGCCGCCGCUGCCGCCGCCGCCGCUGUCUCCAAGGACAAGCGCGUGGUCGCCGAGACCAAGCUCCUCUCGUCGCUCGAGCGCAAGAUUGCCAAGAUGGUCUCGUCCCUUGAGGAGGACAUUCACGACGCCGAGUCAGAGCUUGGCGCCUCGCUCAAGACCAUCGACAUCGACGGCGACGGCUGCAUCUCCGCCGCUGAGUUUGCGCUCGCCGUCUCGUCGAUGAAGCACAAGCUGACCGAGAAGCAGCUCGACGACCUCUGGGCCAAGAUCGAUCUCGACAACGACGACCGCAUCUCCAUCGACGAGCUCACCAACUAUGUGGUCGAGCAGGCUGAGCUCGCCCAGCUUGCCCGCGAGGCCGCCCUCAAGAAGCGCACACCCUCAACGUCGUCGUCCCCGGCCGCCGAUGCCGACAAGGAAUGA